Molecule: messenger RNA, 5775 nt
Organism: Nicotiana tabacum (common tobacco)
Lineage: Eukaryota; Viridiplantae; Streptophyta; Magnoliopsida; Solanales; Solanaceae
Product: eukaryotic translation initiation factor 4G-like
Cellular component (GO): eukaryotic translation initiation factor 4F complex
Molecular function (GO): protein binding; translation initiation factor activity; mRNA binding
Source: RefSeq, a predicted model, not a curated record
AUAAAAAGAAAAGGAUCAAAGAGCAUUUCACUAUUUCUCGUUCUUCAUUUUUCCCUUUUCGGCUUUUAUUCUGCAGUUCCUUAACAUUCCAUAACCAAGUAAACACACACACACACACACUCCCUUAGAUCUUCCGACUUGAUCUGUUUUUUCACAUUUCUUCCUUCUCAACGCAUGGAAAAUCUAGUGUGCAUGUGAUCUGCUGCAGAUUGAAGAAGAAAUACAGAGAGAGGAGUAAAAGGUUUCUAUAUAAUAUAUGUUACAUGCAGCGUAGGGGUGAUCAGAAGAAAAGUGAAUCACAGACAAAUUAUAGGAGAAAUAGUAGUAGACUUAGUGGACGUUCAGGAUCAGCUCAGCCUCAGUACCAAAGGGUUACCUCUGGAAAAGGCGGUGGUAGCUCUGUUCUACCUCCUCCUUCUCCCGAUUCCUCUGUUUCCUCUUCUCCUACCACGCCAAGUUUCAAGAAGUCUGAUGGAGAAACUGGUUCACUGAAAGUGACCGAUGCUAUUGCUGAUCAGGAGUCUGUUGAUCUGCAAAAUGAUGCCCCAACCAGAAUCUCAGGAUCAGAUAAAUUUAUUGAGCCAACAGAUACAGUCAGACACGACGAAUACCAAAUGGUUUCUAGUGAUCUUUCUUCUCAACAUGCAUCUAUAAACUUGGAUCAAUCAGCUCCCAAGACCCCCAUGAAAGAUGACACUUCUAAGAAAGUAUCUCUUCAGUUUGGAAGCUUUACGCCAGGUUUUGUGAAUGGGAUGCAGAUUCCUCAAAGAACCAGCUCAGCACCGCCCAACAUGGAUGAGCAGAAGCGCCAUCAGGCACGAUCUAGUCCUUUCAGGCCACUGCAGCUUUUGUCUUCUUCUGCUUUACAUCAGCCACAGCUGAGGGAGGACAUUGGGAAGCCGACGAAUAAAACUCCUGAUCCUCAACAUUUUCCUGAAAGAGAUCUACCUGUUCAUGUUUCACCUGCUCAUCCUGUCAGUAACAUGCAGAAGUUAUCCUCUCUCCCUUUUCCUGGGGUUCCAGUCAAUCCUCCUUUUAUGCAGCCACAUGGUCCUGUGCAUUUCGGAGUGCCCGGAGCACAGGUUCAACAUCAAGGAAUGCCCUGUUCUUCGUUUCCGAUGCCAAUGCCACUACCAGUUGGAAAUCCCAACAUUAGGCAUCCCCCAUUUGUCCCUGGUCUUCAACCUCACCAUAUGCAGCUUCAGGGAGCUAUGCAUCAGGGUCAGAUGAUGAACUUCCCUCCUAAAUUUGGUCAUCAGCUAAGCUCUCAGUUUGGCAGCACGGGAUUUGGGAUUUCACCACAGUUUGGUCAGCAUGUUAGGAACGUUAAUCCUCGUCGAUCUGUUAAAAUUACUCAUCCUGACACUAAAGAAGAGUUGAGACUAGAUGAGAAGGUUGACAUGAGGUUGGAUGGUGGUUCAUCUGGCUUGGCAAUACAUCAUCUUGGGGGCUUACCAUCACAGCCUAUGCAUUAUGGUCCAUCUCGUCCUAUUAACUUUUUUCCACAUGUUCAGCCAAGUCCAAUUUUCUUACAAAAUCCUACUUCGGUUCCUAUAACAAACUCCCUUGUGGCUCCCUGUGCUCCAGCACUAGGAUAUAACUCUCCAGCUUCAGUUCAUGUGGCCGUUAACCAAGCUCCUGGUUCUGUUGGAAGAGAGAUUUUGACAUCUUCAUUUCCAAUUGCCAAGAAGACAACGGAAAAAGAAAAAGCACAGCAACCAGCUUUGAGAGCUAGCUCUAAUGAAGAGGAACCAAAGAUUCUCUCAGAAACCUCUGUCGAGGUGUCAGAAUCUGCCUCUAAGCCAACACCAUUUGCUUCACCCUCUGAUAAAUCACUUGUUUCUGUUGAUAGACCUCCUUCUAGUGGUGCUACAUAUGUAGAAAGCAAUAUUAACCAUGUUCGAGGAGUCAGUGAUAUUGAGACUGAGUUGAAGAACCCUCCCAAUAAAAGCCAAUUGCAUCCUCAACAACAGCGAGAGGCUGGAAACCCGACGUCCAUAUCAAAUCCUUCUCCACCAAAUUCAGUAGACCGUAUUUCAGAAUGUCAAAAUGCUGAAACUAUAGAAACCCAAGCAACUUCAACACUAUCAAAGACGCUUGGUGAUGCUUCCAUUUGUUCUGGAGCAUCACAACGUAAUGCAGAUGAAGCUUCAGAACAAUCUGGUGUGACAAUUGAUGAGGGGAAUGUGAUUGCUGGUAAGGGCAUUAGACAAGGACAACUUACAACUAAUCCAUUUGGACGGCCUUCUCUGGGCAUAAAAAAUGAGGAUACUUAUAGCUCCAUGACAGCGAAAGCAAGUGAACAAACUGAAAGAAACUCACAUUUAGCAACGGAAAAUGGUAGGAAUGCAUCAGAUCAAUUAUCGAGUGCGGGUGGCUGUGAAACUAACAAUGUGGUUUAUAAGUUGUCACAUUCUGCUGCCUUAUCAGGUCGCAAUAUUUCUGAUGUUAUGGUGCCUGGGUGUGGUUCACCGAAAUAUUUAACUGAAGAUAAUGAAUUAGGAUCGAUAUCUCCUGAAACUAGACCUGCUGCUAAAACAAAUAAUAAAGAUGUUUUGCUUUCUGGAUCUGGAGCAAAGCAUCAUGAGGAUUCUCAUAUUCCCACUUCACCAUCAUCUCCGUCAUAUACCAAAACAAGGGGAAAAGUCUCUGAGGAAACCAAAACAGAAUAUCGUCGCGUUCAAGGAUCAGGUUCAAAGGAUAAACCUUCAAAUAAGGUGAAAAGUACAACCUCCAGGGGAAAGAAAAAGAGGAGAGAAAUUCUUCAGAAAGCUGAUGCGGCUGGGGACACGUUAGAUCUUUAUAUGGCAUUUAAGGGACCCAAGGAGAAACAACAGUCUUCUGUUUCUUCAGAAAGUGUUGAGAGUUGCACCAGUCUCACUGCAAGGAAGAUAUCAUCGAGUUCCAACGAAGAAGAUUUUUCCGCAAAUGAAGAUAAAAAGAGUACAGGUGAACCUAACAACUGGGAAGAUGCUGCUAUGUCAACUCCAAAGCUGGAAAAUUCCGGUAACAACAAAAUUGUUAAUGAUAUGCUUAGGCAUCCAAAUGGUGGAAGUGCCACUACAGGCAAAAUGAGAUACUCAAGAGAUUUCCUUCUUACCCUUUCUUCUCAUUUUGCUGAUCUUCCUGCUAAUUUUGAAGUUCCAUGGCAUAUGGUGGAGGCCCUUUUGAGUCCUAACGCCAGCAUUUCAAAAGGGGUAGAUUUUAACAAGAAUGACCCGAAUUCCUGUCCUGGUCAAACCAAUACUAGAAGACAAGGUAGCUCUUCUUGGACUGAAUCCUGUCCUGGUCAAACCAAUACUAGCAGACAAGGUAGCUCUUCUUGGACUGAGCACCGUCCUACUGGAAUGGCGGAUGAUAGUAGGUGGGUCAAUGAGCAAUAUAUUGAUAUCAACCAAGGGGGCAGUGCUAAUGGUCCUCGUUCAGGUCGAGGAAACCACAAGAAUAUGAGGAAUCUACAAGGACAGCCACCUAGCCAAUAUGUAUCUGUGUUUCCUGCUGGUGCAAUGCUGCCAUUGGCCUCUCAUGGAGGAGUACAACAUAUUCGGUCCGAUGCCAACCGUUGGCAGCGGGUUUCUGGCUCCCGAAAAGGAUUAAUGCCUUCUCCUCACUCUCCACUGCAAGUUAUGCACAAAGCUGACAAGAAAUAUGAGAUACGUAAAGUGACUGAUGAGGAAGAGGCAAAACGACGACAGUUGAAAGCUAUCCUCAACAAGCUAACUCCACAAAAUUUUGAGAAGCUGUUUGAGCAAGUAAAGGAAGUAAAUAUUGACAGUGCUAACACUCUUGCUGGUGUGAUUUCACAGAUAUUUGACAAAGCUCUAAUGGAGCCAACAUUUUGUGAGAUGUACGCAAAUUUCUGUUCUCAUCUAGCUGGGGAACUUCCUGAUUUUGUGGAGGACGAUCAGAAAAUAACCUUUAAGAGACUGCUCCUUGAUAAAUGCCAGGAGGAGUUCGAGAGAGGUGAAAGAGAAGAGGCGGAAGCCGACAGUAUGGAAGAGGACGGAGAGAUGAAGAUGUCAGAGGGGAAGAGAGAGGAGAAGAGGUUACAAGCGCGAAGAAGGAUGUUAGGGAACAUAAGAUUGAUUGGAGAAUUAUACAAGAAGAAGAUGCUUACAGAGAGGAUAAUGCAUGAGUGCAUCCAGAAAUUGCUGGGGCAGUACCAGACUCCAGAUGAAGAAGAUAUUGAGGCUCUCUGCAAACUUAUGAGCACUAUAGGAGAUAUGAUCGACCACUCCAAGGCGAAGGAUUACAUGGAUGCCUAUUUUGACAUGAUGACGACAAUGGCUAAUAAUACAGAUUUGUCUUCUAGGGUGAGGUUUAUGUUGAUGGAUAUUAUUGAUUUGAGAAAAAAUAAGUGGCAGCAAAGAAGAAAAGUAGAAGGCCCCAAAAAGAUAGAGGAAGUGCGAAGGGAUGCUGUUCAAGAACGUCGAGCUCAGGUCACCCGGUCCACUCGUGGUCCAAGCACUGUUUCUUCUUCUAGAAGAGGGCAGCCCGCAGAUUUAGGUCCUCGGCCAUCCAUGUUUUCUCCUCCAGCUCCUCAAAUGACUCCAUUUCGUGGAAUGACAUCACAAAAUCGCGGAUUUGGAAACCAGGAUUUCAGGUCAGAAUCUAGACAUCCACAUGAGAGUAGGACAUCAUCUGCUGCCUUGCCACAGCGACCUGUUGAUGAUAAAACAAUGAGCCUUGGUCCGCGGGGAAGCCCCGGAAGGGCAACGUCUUUCAGGGGCCCACCAAUGCAUUCUGGUGGUCCUGUGGCAGAUGUACAUGCUGGUUUUGGAGAAUCCAGAAGACCGGCUGCUGGUUCAGGUGGGCGGAAUCCAACAUCCGGGUGGUCACCAUACAACUCAAGACAAGAAUCGACAUCCAAAUAUGCUCCCGGGACAGCUGUGAAGCCUAUUGCUUAUGCUCAACCAAAUCAACGUGAGCACGAACAUUAUGCAGAAAGAGAAGUAACAAAUAUAAAUCCUUCAGGGAGAUCUGCGGAACCACCAGCGGCAGCCCAUCCGCAUAGACCGUCUGCUGUGUCAAAUUCACCAGGAAUGAUAUGGUCUGAAGAACGUCUUAGAGAAAUGUCGAUUGGAGCUAUUCGAGAAUUUUACAGUGCAGUUGAUGAGGAUGAAGUUGUUCUACGCAUUAGAGAGUUGAACUCAUCAAGCUUUCUUCCAAUGAUGUUAUCGAUAUGGGUAAAUGACUCAUUUCAGAGGAAAGAAAGGGAUAGAGAUCUUCUUGCUCGGCUUCUUAUCAGUCUUACGAAGUCCAAGGUGGUACCAGAUAUCAGUCAGCUCAUUGAAGGGUUUGAAUCAGUUUUGGCUACUUUGGAGGAUGAAGUUACUGAUGCUCCAAAAGCACCUACAUUUCUUGGUCACAUUUUUGGUAGAUUAAUUAGUGAAAAUGUGAUAUCUCUGAAAGAAGCAGGACAUCUUAUACGACAUGCUGGUGAGGAGCCUGGUCAUCUUCUGCAAACUGGAUUGGGAUAUGAAGUUCUCGAAAGUACAUUUAACCGUAUAAGAUCAGAGAAGGGAGAAUCAGCCUUGAGAGAUAUCUGCAGUGCCUCCAGCACUCAGUUGGAAGAUUUUAGACCGCCUGAGCUGUCAUAAGGUGGCAACAAUAACCUUUUGUUUUCGACGUGGUUAACAUUAUUUUACCUAAGAACAAAUGCAGCAGGACAACUGAAUAUGCAGAAUUUUUGGUGUAAUGCUUAGACGUGUACAAGAUGGUAAAAUUUGUGAGAUCAACUAUUGUGAAGCAUAUACCAAUUCAACUUACUGGGCU